Soboliphyme baturini is the source of this 1653-nucleotide messenger RNA. The record is from the annotation of a GenBank genome assembly. NCBI's taxonomy places the organism in Eukaryota, Metazoa, Nematoda, Enoplea, Dioctophymatida, Soboliphymatidae.
UCGAAUCAAGUUUGUGUGGGUGGGAAACAGUCGUCGAUUCCGUGUUCCAGUGGUUGUCCACAAGGUACCUAUUGUCGAGAAACCAGCUGCUGCCCCAUUCUACGUGCCGGAAUCAUACCGUCUAUUCCUGUUAUACCACCAAUCGGCUUCGACGUGCCUAUCCGAUGCCCUAAUGGCGUUGUGCCGACCGAACGGUGCGAAACCAAGUGCUCAACUGAAAUGAUUUGCUACCAGAAGUGGUGUUGUCCAGCUGAACAAGAAUUGCAGAAAACUGCUCGAUGGUGUGCUGGAGGCGGCACAGCGAUUGGAAGCUGCUCAGACGGCUGUCCAGCAAAUGCGGUGUGCGAAAACAACGUGUGUUGCUCGUAUUCGGAACUGUUCCUAGCUUGCUCAAGUGGACUCUCACCUGUGCAAUCAUGUUUCAGUGGUUGUCCGACGGGGACGGUGUGUGAGCCUGCCGGCUGCUGUAAGAUACAACCUGAUUUACAGCCGAUGUUCGUACAUGGACCAGUGGGCCGGCCAAUAUUUCCCGGAUUGCUGCCUUACGGAAAGGUGUCUACUUUCGAAAGUGAAAUUGAAAGAUACCUGACGAACGUUGGCUACGUGCAGUCAGGGAACCUUCAUUUACAAAAUCUGCUUAUGCCUUGUCCGGAUGGAAGCAUGGCCAUUCAGCGCUGCUCUCCAGGUUGUCCCAUUGGUUACGCAUGUCGUAACGAAGGCUGUUGCCGGAUGCCGCCCUGUCCAACUGGCGGCCUGGCCACAAACUGGUGCAACAGUCCAUUUGACUGUCAUCCUUUUCAGGAUUGCAUUCAGAGCGUGUGUUGUUCGAAGUCGCUGCGUCUGUGUCCUACUGGCCAACUGCCAUUGCUUCCUUGUGACAACCUUGGAAUCUGUUUUCUAGGCUUGCAGUGUAUAGAAGGAGGCUGUUGUCCGGCAGUAUCAUGUCCGAGAGGUCUUAAUAGCGUUGGCCCCUGUGGCAUCGGCGGUUUGUGCCCUCCUGGCUCUCAAUGUGCAGGCGGUCUCUGCUGUCCGUUCUCGACUUGUCCUGGUGGAAAUAGUCCAUUUUGGGGUGGGCAGCUACCUGGAGGUCCGUGCAUUCGUUCGGACCAGUGCAAUGGAUUUGCCAUCGGAACAGCGACAUGUAACUAUGGCUUUUGUUCAUGCGUCCCCAAUUCGUGGUCGAACGGUAUUUCCUGCGCUUUCGGCGCUCCUCCCCGGUGGAGUCCGCUGACCGCUUGUUCACAGUUCGCCAAACCGUGUACGAUUGCGCUUCACAGACGGGCGAGAAAACCGAUUCUCAAAGCGGACUUCAACAAGGACACUGAAGCAGCCUUCUGGAGGCCGAGCGAAGAUCUCCGGCGUUAUUGCAGUACGGACAAUACGUGCACCCCGGAAGAGCUAUGCUUGAAUAGCAGCUGCGUCGUGAAAAAGCAAAUCGGUGAUUUCAACUGCGUCGAAGACCGUGAAUGCAGCUGGCACUGCAAGCACGGAUACUGCUACAGCGACUCAGUAAAGGAUAUGACUCAGUGUCGUUGUCGAAAGGGCUUCUCGUUGCUCGGCAUAUGCUUCGAAAAGUGUCCCGCAGGUACCGAACAGGUCGACGAUGAGUGUCAAGCGCUAGCCACUGACGAAGAAACCCUGCGCAAAACGUGA